Helicoverpa zea (corn earworm) is the source of this 1128-nucleotide messenger RNA. RefSeq names its product probable phosphomevalonate kinase (gene Mpk). The record is from RefSeq and is a predicted model, not a curated record. Gene Ontology annotation, cellular component: cytoplasm. Gene Ontology annotation, molecular function: phosphomevalonate kinase activity. Bases 154 to 711 code for a protein of 185 amino acids. Lineage: Eukaryota; Metazoa; Arthropoda; Insecta; Lepidoptera; Noctuidae. The transcript has 3 exons. Gene Ontology annotation, biological process: cholesterol biosynthetic process; isopentenyl diphosphate biosynthetic process, mevalonate pathway.
AACUGCCAAAAGUGCCAAAUGUUCUGACAGUUUUUCCGCUUUUCCAGGCUGUUUUCCUAGUUUCCUUCAUAGUUUUAAACGUGAAGUCGGUCAAAGUUUGUAAAGUAGUUUGAAGUAAAUAAAGUUUUUAAUAACAGGAAUUUCAUUACAGAGAUGCCUCAAAUAAUACUGCUAUUCAGCGGUAAGAGAAAAUCUGGGAAGGACUUUUUAACUACACAUUUACAGAAAUUGCUAGUUGACAAAUGCGAAGUGUUAAAAAUAUCUCAGCCGAUAAAGAGUCACUGGGCAAAGGAGAAGAAUUUGAAUCUGAAUGAGCUGUUGGGUGACGGAGAGUACAAAGAACAAUACCGACUAGAUAUGAUCAACUGGAGUGACAAGAUGAGAUUGCAAGAUUACGGUUAUUUCUGUAGGAUCGCUUGUCAAGAUGCUGCAGAGAAGCCAAUUUGGAUUGUGAGUGAUAUCAGAAGAAAAACGGACAUCCGCUGGUUCAAAGAAAAAUAUGGGGAACAAAUUAGAACUAUUAGGAUAAUAGCAGAUGAAGAUACAAGAAAGCAAAGAGGAUUUCAGUUCAAAUCUGGUGUUGAUGAUGUUGCUUCUGAGUGUAACUUAGAUGAUUAUACUGACUGGGAUCUGGUAAUAGACAAUAGUGAUGGAAAACAGGAGCUGGAAGACCAAUUGAGUAGUAUACUAGGUUUGCUGUCUGGGUUAUGAUUAUAGUUAAGGUCCAUAUUAUACAGCAAUCAUGUAUUAAGCAUCAGAUGCUGUUGUAUAUUUGUAUCUUUUAUAUACAGUGCUGCAGAUUUUAAGUUAUAAGCUUUAUGUUAAAGCUACAAACAAAUGGUGACAAUAAAUAGCAACAACAUGCUUUAUAUUAUGAUGUUAGAAUAUGCAGGUUAAACACAGGAGCUGUUGUCUGUUUUAACCAAAAUAUGGCAUCUAAGUAUAUUUGUGGUAUUCUUCCAGGUGAUGGUAGAAUUGUAAUUUGUAUUUCUUAUGCUAAAAUAUUUAAGCUGUGACUGAAGUGAGCAUAUCUAUGCUUUGAGGUUUAUACAGAAUUUUCAACCGACUUCAAAAAAAAGGAGGAGGUUCUCAAUUCAGCUGUUUUUUUUUUUUUUUAUGUUUUUUACU